Molecule: messenger RNA, 1324 nt
Organism: Centrocercus urophasianus (Greater sage-grouse)
Lineage: Eukaryota; Metazoa; Chordata; Aves; Galliformes; Phasianidae
Gene: CAMKMT
Product: calmodulin-lysine N-methyltransferase
Exons: 11
Coding region: 1-927 (308 amino acids)
Cellular component (GO): cytoplasm
Molecular function (GO): calmodulin-lysine N-methyltransferase activity
Source: RefSeq, a predicted model, not a curated record
AUGGCUGAGGCUGCCGGCUCCCCGCGCCGCCCCGCCGCGGGCAGGUGCGGAGGGAACGGUGCGGGAGCGGCGAGAGCCCGCUGGCGGCUGCUCGGACAGGUUCUGAAGAAAAAGCACUUGAAAGAUGUGCAUCUCCAACAAGUGUCUGUGAGAAGAUUCACGUCGUUCAAUCUCUUUUCAGUAGAUGGCCAGAAUACUGAAGAGGAAACUGGGAUCUGGGUUCAGUAUAAAAGCAUCUUUUAUCCUGAGUAUAGUGUGUCCAUAAGGUUGCACAACGGACUCCUAAAUGUUAAAGAUGUUCUUACAAGCUUUGACAACACAGGAAAUGUCUGUCUUUGGCCAUCCGAAGAAGUACUGGCUUACUACUGCCUAAAGCACAGGGAAAUAUUCAGGGACCUUGCUGUGUGUGAGCUAGGGGGUGGCAUGACAUGCUUGGCUGGGCUCAUGGUUGCUAUUUCUGCAGAUGUCAAAGAAGUUCUGUUAACUGAUGGAAAUGAAAAGGCCAUCAAAAAUGUAAGUGACAUCGUCACAAGAAAUGUAAUUGCAGGAGUAUUUAAGACUCAGAAAGUGUCAAGCUGCAUUUUACGAUGGGAUAAUGAGACAGAUGUCUCUCAACUGGAAGGACAUUUUGACAUUGUUAUGUGUGCUGACUGCCUGUUUCUGGACCAGUACAGAGCUAGCCUUGUUGAUGCAAUAAAGAGAUUACUCCAACCCAGUGGAAAAGCAAUGGUAUUUGCUCCACACAGAGGGAAUACUUUAAACCAGUUUUGCAAUCUAGCUGAAAAAGCUGGUUUCUCUAUCCAAAGACAUGAAAAUUAUGAUGAACACAUUUCGAACUUCCACUCCAAGUUGAAAAAUGAAGAAAAAGACACAUAUGAUGAAAACCUCCAUUACCCUCUUCUUCUUGUUUUAACAAAACACGGAUAGAAGAUGGCACUUUUUUGUUGUUAUUUUAACAUGGACAGCUGAAAAUUAACCCAUGUACGUGGAUAGUCAGGAAAUGGAAGGUUCUGUCCCCCCCUUUUAUUCUUGAGUCGUCAUCAGAGAAAUGCUUUAAUGUAAGUGCUGAGGAAGAUAUCUGGUUUGUUUCACAGUGCGUAAACAUUGUGACUUUAUUUUGAUAUCAUUUUAGAAUGUAUUUUUCCAAUUAUUUUUCAGCCUAAACACCAUCAGACAUAAAAUGCAUACACUAUCCAAGGUGUGAAAGCUUGCUUCCUUCUCUUUUGUGCCUUUAAACUUGUAUGUAUUUUGUUAACCUCUUUAAAUGUUAUUUUGAGGCCAUAUUUGAAAAUACAUGAAUAAUACACAUUGUGGUUUUGCACAA